Messenger RNA from Pteropus alecto (black flying fox), 4165 nucleotides. RefSeq names its product ATP binding cassette subfamily B member 8 (gene ABCB8). Gene Ontology annotation, cellular component: membrane. The transcript is spliced from 17 exons. Gene Ontology annotation, molecular function: ABC-type transporter activity; ATP hydrolysis activity; ATP binding. NCBI's taxonomy places the organism in Eukaryota, Metazoa, Chordata, Mammalia, Chiroptera, Pteropodidae. Gene Ontology annotation, biological process: transmembrane transport. The record is from RefSeq and is a predicted model, not a curated record. The coding region runs from base 108 to 2252 and encodes 714 amino acids.
CCAAGGAGCGAGGGGUUUGUCGGGACGCGGCCAGAGCCAACAUGGAGCCCUUGGUGGGAUGAGGGUGAAACUGCUGUUGCCGGCUGCUCCUGUUCUCCUGCCCCAUCAUGAUGUUGGUGCACUUAUUUCGGGUUGGGAUUAGGAGCUGCCCUGUCCCAGGCAGGUCGCCACUCCCUCUCCGCUUCCAGACAUUCUCGGCUGUCAGGCACUCCAGCGACCGCCAUAGCUCCUACCUCCUCAGGGCCGUGGCCCAGCUGCGGUCCCAGCUCCGGGCCUGCCUCCCUCGAGCACCCCCAGCUCCCAGCCGAAGCCCCUCUGCCUGGUGCUGGGUUGGGGGCAUCCUCCUGGGCCCCGUGGUACUGAGUAAGUGCCCCCGCCUCUGCCCUGUGGCACGGUGUGAGGCAGAAGAAGCCCCUCCCGCCUGCUCCGGACCCUGUGUCGGGGAGUCCCACUUUAACUGGAAGCUCUUCUGGAAGUUUCUGCGCCCCCACAUGCUUGUUCUGGGGGCAGCCAUCGUGCUGGCACUGGGCGCGGCGCUGGUGAACGUGCAGAUCCCCCUGCUCUUGGGCCAGCUGGUGGAGAUCGUGGCCAAGUACACGAGGGACCACUCGGGCAGCUUCCUAAAUGAGUCCCGGACUCUCAGCACCCACCUGCUCAUCCUCUAUGGCCUCCAGGGCCUGCUGACCUUCGGGUACCUGGUUCUGCUGUCCCGCAUUGGCGAGCGCAUGGCCGUGGACAUGCGAAGGGCCCUUUUCAGCAACCUGCUCCGACAAGACAUUGCUUUCUUUGAUGCUAAAAAGACAGGGCAGCUGGUGAGCCGAUUGACAACCGAUGUGCAGGAGUUUAAAUCAUCCUUCAAACUUGUCAUCUCCCAGGGUCUGCGAAGCUGCACCCAGGUAGCUGGCUGCCUGGUGUCCCUGUCCAUGCUGUCCACCCGCCUCACGCUGCUGCUGAUGGUGGCUACGCCCGCCCUGAUGGGAGUGGGCUCCCUGAUGGGCUCAGCUCUCCGGAAAUUGUCUCGGCAGUGUCAGGAGCAGAUCGCCAGGGCAACAGGUGUGGCGGAUGAGGCCCUGGGCAGCGUUCGGACCGUGCGAGCCUUCGCCAUGGAGCAGCGGGAGGAGGAGCGCUACGGAGCAGAGCUGGAGGGGUCCCGCUGUAAGGCGGAGGAGCUGGGCAGAGGCAUCGCCUUGUUCCAGGGGCUCUCCAACGUCGCCUUCAACUGCAUGGUCCUGGGCACCCUGUUUGUCGGGGGUUCCCUCGUGGCUGGACAGCAGCUGAAAGGGGGAGACCUCAUGUCCUUCCUGGUGGCCUCCCAGACAGUGCAGAGGUCCAUGGCCAACCUCUCUGUCCUGUUUGGUCAGGUGGUGCGGGGGCUCAGUGCAGGCGCCCGAGUCUUCGAGUACAUGGCUCUGAGCCCGUGCAUCCCACUGUCGGGGGGCUACUGCGUCCCCAGGGAGCACCUGCGCGGGGCCAUCACACUUCACAAUGUCAGCUUCAGUUACCCCAGCCGCCCUGGCCUCCAAGUGCUCGAAGACUUCACCCUCACGCUGCCCCCUGGCAAGAUCGUGGCCCUCGUGGGCCAGUCCGGCGGAGGAAAGACCACCGUGGCUUCCCUGCUCGAGCGCUUCUACGACCCCACGGCGGGCACAGUGACGCUGGACGGCUGGGACCUGCGCACCCUCGACCCCUCCUGGCUCCGGGGCCAGGUCAUCGGCUUCAUCAGCCAGGAGCCAGUCCUGUUCGGAACGACAGUCAUGGAAAACAUCCGUUUUGGGAAGCCGGGCGCCUCCGAUGAAGAGGUUUAUGCGGCCGCCCGGGCAGCCAACGCGCAUGAGUUCAUCACCAGCUUCCCUGAGGGCUACCACACCAUCGUGGGUGAACGGGGCGCAACCCUGUCUGGUGGCCAGAAGCAGCGCCUGGCCAUCGCCCGCGCCCUCAUCAAGCAGCCAGCGGUGCUGAUCCUGGACGAGGCGACCAGCGCCCUCGACGCGGAGUCUGAGCGGGUCGUGCAGGAGGCCCUGGACCGCGCCAGCACCGGCCGCACCGUGCUGGUCAUCGCCCACCGGCUCAGCACUGUACGCGGGGCCCACCACAUCGUUGUCAUGGCCCACGGCCGUGUCUGUGAGGCGGGGACCCACGAAGAGCUCCUGAAGAAAGGCGGGCUCUAUGCCGAGCUCAUCCGGAGACAGGCCCUGGACGCCCCACUUCCUGAGGCGCCCAGAGGCCCUAGGAACCACCACCCCAAGUCCUGAGAGCAGCCCUCUGCAGGCCGCUCACUGCCGGGCAUUAGUGCCUGGGGCCGGGAACUGAACCCCCAGGAGGGCCAACGUGCUGGGCUGUGGGCCACCUGCUCACGAUAAACUCGGGCCACGCACUGGACGAGGAGGAAGGCGAGACCGCUCCCACCCACUGCCCUCCUGCCACCAGGCUGCCUCCCUCCUGCCAGAACCACCGGCUCAUGCGGCUGCACAGGGGAGGAGGCAGAGCCCCUGGGCCCUGUUCUGUCCCCUCCCCGUGCACAGACCCUCCCCACCCCUCUGAGGAAUUCUGCUAAGUGUCCCCUCUGCCUGACAGCCUGAAGACGUCCAGGCCCCAGCUCUGGGGGGACUUUACAAAUUAGGGUCAGGGACUGGGCAGUGAAUUUACACUGGGGUUCUUCCCCGCUCACGCCCCAGGACCUCCCAACACCCCUCUGUCCCUAUUGCCUCCCUGGGCCCUGGGAGAAGGAGCCCACCCCCUGGGCCAGCCCCUCCAGCCCACAGUCCCCAUCAGGACAAUUUCUCAUCCUUCAUAUGGUCCUUAUUUCUAGAUUUCACCCUCCUCCUAUCCACAUGGGACAGGUGGCCCUCAAGCAGGAGAAGGAGGGAUGGGGUGUCUCACCUGGAGUCUGUCACCUGUUGAAAUUGUGGACAGCUCCCUUCUAAAUGAGGGCACUAGUUUCGAAGGGGACAGAGAAGGAGCCGACACCCCAAACUCCAACCUCGGGGCAUGUAGUGCCCAUAGUCACCAAAGCAUGAGGAAAGGACCAACACUAAGUCCCUUGGGCUGACAAAGUGCAGAACCAGCCUGAGGAGGGACGGUCACCAGGCCAGGGGAAGACGGGACCGGAGCCUCACCCUGAUGAAGGGCUGGCCGACCACACAAGUGGCAUGAGCCCGUGGCCCCGAAGUGGUGACCGGGGUGGGGCUGGCUUCCGUCAGCCUCUGAGGACCUGAAGUGGCCAGGGUUCCCCACCAGCGCGUGUGGACUCCCAGAGCCGGCCACCCUCCUGCCCUGGUUCUGCCCACGUCGCCUCCCACCAGGCAACCUCCCCCUUCUCAGCCACAUCCAGCCGAGGGCCCACCGAGCCCUGCUCCCUUGGGUGGGAAGAAUCGCCCGUGCUGGGCUGUCGGGGCCAGCCAAGCAUUUUGGGUCUAUCUUGUGGCGCAGAAGGGGGUGGCCACAAUUGCAGGACAAACAGAGUUGGCUGUGGCUGAAGGCCAGCUUGGAAAAAGUAGCAGCGGCUCAGGGGUGAACGCGGGAGCCAGGUGAGAGACCCCACAGCCUCUUCUGGGUGUGGUUGAGGACGAGAUGCUACUUUGGGGACAGACCAUCCAAAGCUUACCAGGGCCACAGCCCCCCUGCUUUGGUAGAUCCCUUGCUGGCCGACCGGAGGUCGCAGCCCAGGGCGCCUCAGCCCAGGAAGCUGAACAUGGGCCUGGCUCUGGGUUCUCUGGCCACUAAACACCUCCUAGUGCAGCCAAGAGCAGCCCUCGGCGCCCCGGCCAAGUUCAUGCUGGUGGGCCGGCGCCUCCCUCAGGAGAACCAGCCAAGGCCAGUUCCUGCUCCUCUACCUCCAGCCUCUGACACCAGAUUCUAGGUCUCUCCAUACCCCUCAGGGCGGCCUCGGAAUCCUGCCCCCACCCCCAACUUCAACUAGAGAGGUAGUGAGGUCAUGGAGCCUCCAUUUAGGAAGGCCGUGCUGUCGGCAUGUAGCCUCGACCUCGACCUUGGCUCCUGCAGUUAUUCAGUGUGGAUUGUAAGCCUGGUUGUGCUUAAUCUUGAAAGCUUGUUUUAAGAGUUUAAAUGGGAUGAUUUGUGGUAAAGUACUUGAAAGUCACAGGGCUGCAGCCUCCGAAGGUGGUCACAUCUGUGCAAUAAACCACGUUGUCCACUCUGUCUGAAA